Molecule: messenger RNA, 2297 nt
Organism: Gopherus flavomarginatus (Mexican gopher tortoise)
Lineage: Eukaryota; Metazoa; Chordata; Testudines; Testudinidae
Gene: SELENOH
Product: selenoprotein H
Exons: 5
Cellular component (GO): Golgi apparatus
Source: RefSeq, a predicted model, not a curated record
ACUUUCUUCCAACUGGUCUUGGUUUAACUCUUCAAGUGCCAAAAGUCAGCUUGUGGGGCAAGGAGGGCAGGUGUCAGGCUGAGCAUAGCACCUGAACUUGCGAGCUGGAGGGGAGGAAUUGACUGGAUGGCCCUAGAGGGGCUUCCCGUUUCUGUGCUUACAGCUGCCUGGGGCACCACCCUUCCUGAAUCAGAGCAAGGGGCUCUUCAUCCCAGCCAUGAAGAGGAGAGGAAUUUGUGGUGGCUGAGCAGCUGUGGCUCCUAGGACAAACACUCCAUGCUUCUGUUAAUCAUCUCUUCCUGUGCCAGUGUCUGUAAUAAACCAAGCUAAGAAUGAACCCUCCCUUCCUAUCUCGCUGUGUCCUGGCUCCUGGGAAAGGGUGGAUAUUCACUGAGCCAUUGCUGGUCUCAGCAGGCCAGCCGUGGCUCCAGGGAGCUGCCUCCAGCUGCAGGUGAGCUGUGGUGGUCGGUGCAGCCCAGUUAAAGAAUAUGUUCUAGGGUUCCUAUCCUGGGGGGUUAGCCCUGCUCUGAGCUCAGUGCCCGGGGGUGGGAGGAAGGGGCCCCAGAGGGGGUGUUGGGGCUAGGCUGCAAACUGUGGUCUGAAAGGUCUGCAUCAGGACUCCCUGGCUGGCACGGUGGGACGGCUGUUCUGGCAGCUCAGUGCUGAGAACCACCAGCAGGGGUGACAGGCCAGUGCUGCCUGUUCCUACAAGUCAGGUCCAAUACACUUGGAAGGCCCCAGUGCCCCCUGCUGCUCACAGGGGCUUAACAGCUGCUGGGAGGAAGCUUGCAUGGCCACAGCAUGUGUGUGUGUGUACUGUGAAGAAACUUACACUGCUGGAGAUGGCAGGGCAGCACUGAGGUUUCUACUGGACACUGCUGUAGGGAAGCUGAUGUUCCUCGGGUCCUGGCUGGGUACUGCUGUGAGAGGCUGGCAGCGGUGAGGUCCCUGUGGGGCACUGCUGUAAGGAAGCUUGCAGCACCAAGGUCCCUGCAGGACACUUGCAGCCCUGCUUGCUCAGGUUGCUGGAGUCCCAGCUGAGCUCUUGGGAUCUGCCCUGUGAUGUAAGGUGGCCAGACAGCAAGUGUGAAAAAUUGAGGUGGUGGUGAGGGGUGAUAGGAGCCUCUUUAAGACAACACCCCAAAUAUCAGGACUGUCCCUAUAAAAUCGGGACUUCUGGUCACGCCACUGUGCGGGGAAACUCCGCUGGGCCCAGACCUGUCGCAGUAACCCAGGUUGAGCUCUGAUUGGUUGUAAAGAAGCCUCAUUAAUAUUCUGAACGUUGUGUAACAAAUUCCGGCAGGAACCAUCCUGCAGAAGGGGCGGGGGGAGGAGGCUGUGCAGUUAAAACCGCUGCAGGUGUUUUCAGUACAAGGUUGCCCUGGCGGGAGCCUGAAACCGCUCUGAUCACGCUCAGCUGCACCAGGGGCAAAGGCCGGGCUGGCUCAGCUGAUGCCUUUCCCCACCUUUAUUUUCCCCGUCUCCCCUCGAUGGUGCCACAUGGUUGGGAGCAGGGCAAUUUCCUGUGGCUGGCCGGCCCGCGUGGCUGCGCCGGGGCUCCGUGUUGGGCCCUCGCUGGGGAGGAGGCGGGCACGAUGGCCCCCAAAGCGAGGAAGAGGAAGGCAAAGGAGCCUGAGGCAAAGGCUGUGAACUCCGAGGACCCGAAGGCGAAUGGCAGUGCCGAUACGCAGCCAAAGAGGUUACGGGGUGAGGGAAGUCAGGGCCCGGGCCCACGUGUGGUUAUUGAGCAUUGUAAGAGCUGACGAGUCUACGGGCGCAAUGCCGAUGCCGUGAGCCAGGCACUGCGCCGCACCGUCACCAACGUGGUGGUGGUGAUCAACCCCGAGACACCACGCAGGAACAGCUUUGAGGUAUCCCUGGUGAAGGAGGAUGGAAGAACGGUGGAGCUAUGGAGCGGCAUUAAGAAAGGACCACCUCGCAAGCUCAAGUUCCCUGAGCCACAGAAGGUGGCUGACAUGCUGAAGAGCAGCUUGGUCUGAAGCAGAGCUGCACAGAGCAGCUGGGUCUGGGACCCAUCCAUUCCUGGCGUGGUCCUGAGCAUCCAUGAUGAGGCAUGAUGAAGUGGGGGGAGCGGUCAAUGGCCAAACCUCAGUCAUGUCUCUGAUGCUGCAGCUCUUCCCACGGGGAGUGGUGGGCCAGAUGAUGCCACACUGUCCUUCGCUUCUGCUCUGUUCCCACGACCAUCCUCUGGCCUUCCUUACCAGAUGAUCUUUCACUGGUUUGGGGUUAGACUUUUUUGUAAUAAAGCUUCUAAAAAAAACUUAUUUGUAAGUGGC